AGGUGCAUAAAAAGGUGCAAGGUUUAGUUAAUUUCUACUGAUCCUGUUCAUUUAAAAAUAGUUAAAAUAGUCUACUUUGAUUAUUUCAGAUGUGAACCUAGGCAACGUUAUGUAAUAAAAACACUGGGGUUUAUUGGUGACUGAUUCUGGCCUUGCUAUUGUCUCAUAAACCUCAGCUUAAAUAUUAAACUCGAGUGAGUUAAUGUGGGGGAGAAAGGCGGAGUUCUGUCUACUGAACAGCCUUCAUGCUACAGGUGUGCACCUUGAACCCUUUCACUGCCUGCAAACCUGUCAUCCAACCAGGACACAAAUAAGCAACACCAUAAGAUACACCACAGAACCAGGAGAUGCAACAGACAUGCCACAGAAAUUCACUUUUAACCCAAAAGAAGGGAUUGACAAUCCAGUGCUGAUGAUCUCAGAUGACCCAGAGCCAAACUUGUGUCCACGGUUAUGCUUGCUGAAGAGAGAGGAGGGACAAGGUUUUGGCUUCAAUCUGCGGAAAGAGAGUGGCUGCAGGGGUCAUGUUGUGCAGCAAGUUGCCCCAUGGAGUGCAGCAGAGCGCAGUGGCCUAAGAGAUGGAGACCGCAUUCUAGAGGUCAAUGAAGACUUUGUGGACAACCAAGAGUAUUCCAAGGUGGUGCUGAAGGUGCAAGCAUCUGGUCUACAGCUGUGUCUGUUGGUCUUGAGCGCUGUGGAAUAUGAAACAGCUGUGUGUGAAGGAAUAGACCUCAUGGCUCUGUCCAGGGCGAAUCGAGGUGAAGGCUGUGCACGUCCUCGUUUGUGCCACAUCAGCAGAGAACCCGGCAUUGGCCUGGGACUCAACAUCUUCCCCAUUGAGGGUAAGAGAGGAAAGUAUUAUCUAAGCCCAGUAAGUGAGGGUCCAGCAGAGAGGGCAGGUGUUCAGGCAGAAGAUCAUCUGCUCUCGAUCAAUGGUGUUACGGUCUCAAAACUCACGCAUUCGGCACUGAUGAAAAUGUUUAAAAAGUGUGGCGAAUGUGUGACCAUUUUGGUGAUAGACAGCAGAAGUGAAGAAAGCUACAUGCGUCGAAGAUUGCCCAUUCUGCCCGCCUUUGCCAGUACUCAUAACCUGCCUCACAGGCCAAAAACCCUACACCUUACCCAGGGACCACAGGGUUACGGAUUCCUGUUACGUCAAGAGAAGCUGACUACAGGACACAUUGCUCACCUGCUGCGAGAGGUGGACCCGUGCAGCCCAGCUGAGGCAGCAGGGAUGGAGGAUGGGGAUCUGCUGCUGGCGGUCAAUGGAGAGCAGGUGGAAAACUCUGAGCAUGAGGACAUAGUCAGCAGAAUACGGCAAAGCGGUCAGCAGGUCACCCUUACUACCAUCUCUAUUCAGGGCAGAGACUACUACACACAGCUGGGUCUGUCACCACUGAUAUUUUAUGAAGAAUACAUUCCACAAAGAGAGCGUUUCCCCACAAACACUCUACCAUCCAUCAACCUGCCACGUCCUCGACUGUGUACCCUUCACAGAGAGGACACAGGAUUCGGCUUCAAGCUGGCUUGCAGCCAGAAUGAGUGUAGGGUCUACAUUGUCCAGGUGGAAGCUGGGCAUGCUGGAGAGAGAGCAGGGCUGCGGGAGGGGGAUGUGAUUGUGGAAGUGAAUGGGCAGAAUGUGGAGCAUGAGAAUUUUGAAAUGGUGGUGACACUGAUCAGGAAAGGAGGCACAUCACUCAUGCUGCUCGUGGUAGACAAGGAUGGGUUUGAGAAACUCAGUACAAGUGGUGUACCGAUCACUCCGGAUGUGAGCUUGCACAGCACACAGGUUCCAGAUUCAACACAAGACAAUUUUGUAUAAAUAGUUGUGAACUGACUCUAAUAAAUCAUAAUUCAUAAAUGUGACUAAUGUAUAUAUGAUUAAGACUAAUUCACUGAUAUACACACAUUACAACAUGAC
This is a messenger RNA of Ictalurus furcatus (blue catfish), 1921 nucleotides long. RefSeq names its product NHERF family PDZ scaffold protein 4a (gene nherf4a). The record is from RefSeq and is a predicted model, not a curated record. Gene Ontology annotation, molecular function: protein binding; protein-membrane adaptor activity. Lineage: Eukaryota; Metazoa; Chordata; Actinopteri; Siluriformes; Ictaluridae. Gene Ontology annotation, cellular component: apical plasma membrane. Gene Ontology annotation, biological process: protein localization to plasma membrane. The coding region runs from base 203 to 1822 and encodes 539 amino acids. The transcript is spliced from 11 exons.